ACGUAUUUUCUCAACCGACACCAGCAAACUAUGGGUUCUGCUGACAGCACGCCAACUGCAGAGGAUGACGACGAAGAAUCAUUGGAUGACAAUACUUCAAUUACUUCAGAAUUGUUUGGUGGGAAAAAUGUUUUCUAUACCUGCGAAAAUAAAAAAAUAUCGCUUGUGAUGGACAACAUUGAAGAUCAAACUACUGAUGUCAUUGUGAACACAACCUCUUCGAGCAUGAAUCUUAAUAUUGGAGGUAUGUCAUCUGCAUUAUCCAAGAAGGCUGGGCCUGCCCUCCAAGCUGCUGUGAACAAGAAAAAAGCGUCCCCUGUAAAUGACAUCAUAGACACAGAGACCGCUGGAUGUAAUCUAUCUUGCAAGCGGGUGUAUCAUGUAUCUCUGGACGAAAGUUCGUCAGAUGGAUCACUCGUGAAAAUGACAAAAGUGGUGAUGGAUUGCCUGAAGUUGGCUGAUAAAUCCAAGCUUCAGUCCAUCUCCCUGCCAGCACUGGGUACUGGGAUUUUAAGUUACCCACCACAGAAAGUAGCUGCCAUCAUGCUUGGAGCUGCCAUCCAGUUCAGCAAGGACAACCCCAACUCCACUCUCCAGCUUAUUCAGUUUGUGCUCCUGCCCUCCAAUAAGAAAGUAGUGACUGCAUUUCAAGAUGAAAUACAAAAUUCUUCACAACGUAAAAAUGCAGAAUUGGAUAAUGACCGAGAAAAUAUCUUUUGCACAAAGGAACGUAAAAGAGUAUCACUGGUUAUGGGAGCAAUCGAAGAUCAAUCAACUGAUGUUGUCGUGAACACAACCUCUCCAACCAUGGAUCUUAAUGUUGGAGCUGUGUCAUCUGCACUGUCCCGAAAAGCCGGGCCUGCUCUCCAGGCUGCUGUGAACAGGAAAAGAGGUGCAUUUGUAAACACAGGGGAUAUUGUAGACACGGAAACUACUCUAUGUAAUCUCUCCUGCAAGAGGGUUUAUCAUGUAUCCCUGGACAUGACUUCCUCAGAUGAAUCUCUUGUGAAAUUGAAAAAAGUGGUGAUGGAUUGCCUGAAGUUAGCUGAUAAAUCCAAGCUUCAGUCCAUCUCCCUGCCAGCACUGGGUACUGGGAUUUUAAGUUACCCACCACAGAAAGUAGCUGCCAUCAUGCUUGGAGCUGCCAUCCAGUUCAGCAAGGACAAGCCCAACUCCACUCUCCAGCUUAUUCAGUUUGUGCUCCUGCCCUCCAAUAAGGAAGUAGUGACUGCAUUUCAAAAAGAACUAAAAAAUCCAUCAGAUUCACAACAAACAGAAGAUGAUUUGUACAUCUCAGACUUGGAUGAUCAGGAUACAUUUAUUACAGAUUGGAGAAUAUGGAAAGAUAUUGUGAAAGGUGUAUUAAAGGAUGAAUUUGGUGGUGAAAAUGUGGAAACCCAACAAAACGAAGGCAAGUCUGUUUUCAAACCAUGCCUUGACAUGUAUUUGCUAUGUAAGAUGUUUGAUAGAUUUUAACAUAUGUGCACAUGUUAUUAUUUGGCACAACCGAGUCAGAUUGUGGUACACGUGAAAUGUCACAUUAUUUCAGGCAGGUACGUUGUCUGCCUCAGGUAGGUAUAGUAGUUUUUAACAGGUUAAACAACUCGUAAACAACUUAAUUUGAUCGUGGCCAUUUUUCAUUUACACUGUAAUGCACACAGACAUGUCUUUCUUGAUUUAAGGAUCAAAGCGAUUCAAAUGUACAAAAUUAUUUGCACUAACCUUUAAUUUAAACGGGCAAAACCUCACGGACCUGCACAAUACAAAUCUAAUUCCAGCCGAGCCAUCUCGCACCACCGCACCCACACUAUCCCACGCGGUUCCGCGUGCCCUGUGUGACUCUCUGUGCGCUGCAGCAGCGGCCGUGCAAGCACCGUGCG
Molecule: messenger RNA, 1880 nt
Organism: Petromyzon marinus (sea lamprey)
Lineage: Eukaryota; Metazoa; Chordata; Hyperoartia; Petromyzontiformes; Petromyzontidae
Source: RefSeq, a predicted model, not a curated record